UUGUGUUGUGAGGAAAAAUGUCUAUCAGAACAAACCGCAUGAAAGCAGUACCAUCACUGCAGAGAAGGUUAACAUCAGUUAAGAGCAGAGAGGAACCUAAUAUUUCUGAUAAACUGGACAAGUUAAUGGCGGAUCUAACAGCCAUUAAAGAUUUGUUUUCAACAGUCAAAAGUAACGAAGACGAACUCCUUGACACGUUAAAACUUGUCGAUGAUCUUCUUCGCAACUUCAAAACAGAUAAAUUCUUCGACAUUUCCAAGCGAAUUUUGGAAACAGAUAAACCCACAAAUGCUGAUCCACAAAAGGGGAUUAAUGAGCCAUCUUCAAGUCAAAAGGCAGAAGAAAAGAGUGGAAAAAGAGAUGAAACGAUUGAUGAAAAGAUGGAGAAUUUGGAGUACACGUUAGAGAACUUGAAGGCCAAUUUGUCGACACUGAAGAAAAACGAAGAACUACGAAGAAAGUUAAGAGAAGUGGAAAAUUUCCUUCAGAACUUCAACUCUAAGCUUGCAGAAGAUGCAAAUGAAAAUGAAACAAAAGGAUUAGAACAACCAACCCAAACAUCAAGGGAGGAGAUGAAUCAAGACCUCACUGGAGGAACUGAUAAGCCAUCUUCAAGCCAAGAGUCAAGAGACAAGAAGAUCGUAGGAAAAGUUAAAAGUUCAUCUGCGAUUUCAUCAGAAGAUUCUAAACAAAGUGAAACAAAAAGUUCAGAGCUACCAAGACAAAAAUCAAGGGAUGAGUCAGAUCAAGACUUGAAAGCCACUGGUAUUGGUAAGUCACCUCCAAGCGAAGAGGAAGAAGACAAGAAGAGUAUUGUAGAAAAAGAUGUAGGGAUUGAUGAGAGGUUUGAGAGUUUGAAGUUUAAGCUAGACAAAAUGAAGGCCAUGUCUUCCACGGCCAAGGAGGACAAAGAACUCAGGGAAAAACUAAGAGUCAUGGAAGAUCUUCUUCGAAACUUCAAUGCUAAAAAUUUAGAAGAGACUUUAAGUUCCAUAGAGGAUUCUAAUCAAAGUGAAAAGAAAAGUUCAGAGCUACGAAGCCAAACAUCAAGGGAUGAAUUGGUAGAUCAAAACCUGAAAACCGAUGGUGUUGAUAAGUCAUCUUCAACGCAAGAGUCAGAAGGCAAAACGAAUUUGGAAAAGGAUGUACCCAUUGAUGAAAAGUUGGAGGUUUUGAAGUCGGAGCUAAAAACCAUGAUGACCAGGUUUUCAUCAGUGAAGGAAAAUGAAGAACAACGUGACAGGUUAAGAACCCUUGAAGAUCUUUUUCAGAACUUGGAGGAGAUUGUUAAGUCUGCAGAAGAUGCAAACCAAAGUGAAACAAAAGGUUCAGAACAACCAAACCAGACAUCAAGGGAUGAGUUGGUGGAUCAAGACCUAAAUGCCAAUGGUAUUGAAAAGCCACCUUCAAGCCAAGAGACACAAGACAAGAAGAGUAAUGUAGAAAAAGAUAAAACGAUAGAAGAAAAGUUUGAAAGUUUUAUGUCCAAGCUAGACAAAAUAAAGGGGAUGCCUUCCACAACAAAGGAAAGUGAAGAACUUAAGCAAAAAUUAAGAGACGUGGAAGAUCUUAUUCGGAAAUUCAAUUCUAAUCAAAGUGAAACAAAAAAUUUAGAGCUACCAACACAAAGGAAAAGUGAUGAUGAGUCGAUGGACCAAGGCCUCAAAGCCACUGGUGUGGAUAUACUAUCUUCAACCCUAGAGUCAAAAGAAGAAACUUUGCCGGAAAAAUAUGUACCCAUUGAUGAAAAGUUGGAGAGUUUGAAGUUGGAACUAGACAACAUGAAGGCCAAGUUUUCCCCAGUGAAGGAAAAUGAAGAAAUGCGUAAAACGUUAAGAACCCUAGAAGAUCAUCUUCAAAGCUUUGAUAUUCCCGCAGAAGAUGCAAACCCAAGUGGAACAAAAGGUUCAGAGCUAACAAGCCAAAUAUCAAGGGGAGAGUUGGAGGAUCAAGUCCUUAAAGAUAGACAACAAGAAGGCAGAUUCAAAAAAUUGGAGGAAAAUGAGGAAAAUCUUCUCAGAAACACCAACAAAACAGUCUCGGAUGAGAAUGUCGAGCGUAAAGUUUCGAAGGAGGAGGUGGUAGAUAAAGUGGUGGAGGCCAUUAAUAAAAAGAUCAAGAAAUCAACUAAAAAGCUCGGUGUUAGUGAAACUGAAACAAAGGCUAAUGAAUCAUCAGAAAAAGGAAAAACAUCCAAGACAGUGCAUUACCCCAUACUGUCUUUAAGCCGACGCCAUGAGGAUGUGGAGCUAGUCUUGAAAAGGUUCCAAGCCAGUUAUGAUGCCCUUAAUCCUCAUUCAAAAGUUUGCUGUUUGUCUCUCUCAAUUUUCCCAGAAAAUUUUGUUAUGAUGAAAAGAAAUGUAAUUUACUGGUGGAUUGGCGAGGGGUUUGUAAAGAAGUCAACAGAGAAAACAUCUGAAGAAGAAGGCGAGGAUGUUUUUGACGAGCUUCUGAAUUCUAAGCUGAUUGUGCCACAUGGUACGGGAAAGUGUCCUAUUGUGAACAAAUUCAAACUUAAUCCUUGGAUCCGCCACAUGUUGGUAUCAUCUGUGCUGGCAGAAAAUAAACAACCCUUUAGAUUUUAUUCACAAAUAACAACCUCUUCCCACCAAAAUCAUGCUGAUUAUGGUUGCCUAGUACUUGACCAGACAAAAGUUCAAAUAGGUGGUGACUUUGCUUCGAAAUCUGACCAUUGGAGAAGUGUUUUCAAUCUUCAUGCUAGUUAUCUCACUAUUGAACCUCAAUGGAUGGCUAAAAUGAAGAAGUUGGUGGUGCUUCAGCUUGGUCGUUGGCAAGAGUCUCCUAAACAUCACAUUGAAGUUGCUGGUACAGAAUUCAUGACAGACUCAAAAGCUCAAAAGCAUCUGAAAUAUCUCAGUCUUCGUGGUAUAUCAAGAAUAUCAGCUUUGCCACCCUCCAUUGCUCAACUUGUUAGCCUAGAAAUUCUUGACCUCAAGGCUUGUCAUAAUCUCGAAACCUUACCUAAUGAAAUUACUUCAUUGAAAAAGCUCACACACUUGGAUGUGUCACAGUGCUACUUGUUGGAGAGUAUGCCAAAGGGGAUUGGGAAGCUCUCUGAGCUUCAAGUACUGAAGGGAUUUGUAGUAGGCAGUUCCAACAAGACUCCUACAGUAUCGGAUCUUGCAAACUUUAAAAAGUUGAAACGAUUGAGCAUACACAUUGGAAGUGAGGCUGUGAUCCAAGAUAAAGAGUUUGAAAGCCUGAGCAACUCACAAGUUAAAUGUCUCAAAAUAUCAUGGGGUGUGUCAUCUAACACGAAGUACAAAGAUAUUGAAAUCGUUCUCCCACAAGGUUUGGAAAAGUUAAACAUUGAAGGCUUUCCUAGUGAGCAAACUCCAACAUGGUUGAUGAUAAACCACCUACCUCUUGCAUUGAAAAAACUAUACAUAAUAGGAGGCAAACUCAGGAGCAUACAUAAUGAAAAUAAUAGAGCAUUAGAAUAUUGUAAGGUGGAGAUCUUGCGUCUGAAAUACCUAAAGAAUCUUCAAAUUGAUAUGGAGCAUUUGAGAGAGUUGUUUCCUUCACUGAGGUAUGCCGAGGUGAAACAAGUCUCAAAUCUUUACGAUGAAUGGAGCAUCAUGGAUGGUUAAAGUACACCCAAUUCAUAAAAUGUUCAAUGUAUGUUAUUUGAAGGGAAAUUUAGUUCACACGAAUAAUUGUUUGUACAUAUGAUUCCAAACCAUGUAUAUUUAUUUGUUCUGUGUGUUCCAAGACUGAGUGAUGAAAAAGUUCAGAAAAUAUAAAUAAGUUCUGUGGUGGGUUAGUGAUUAUUGUAACUAAACUUAUGUUGUGUAUCUGAUGCAUUAGUUGUUAUUUCUUAUUUUCUUUUAUAUAUUAAUCAUUUUUAUUUUUCAGUUUGAAUUAAUGAAUGAUAUUUCAUUUCUAGCCACACCUCAUAAUCUCAUCAUAUUAUAAUUAAAACCAAAUGAAUUAAUCAUACUACCAACAAGGCAUCUUAGUACACCAAAAUCUUAUAUAACUUGUAUAUGGAACAACAAACAACAAGGUAUGAUCAUUUGUCACUCCACAUGGAGAAAAAUCUAGAUAGAAACCUAGGGAGUUUGGGACCUUAUAGGUAGAUAGUGGUGGGGCUAUAUGAUGUGUUGGGCUAGAUUAGUCUUUGUAACAUAUUACUAUACGCUAGUACUUUUGAGUCACAUUUAUAUAUUUUAAUAUAUGUUUGGACUGCUGUCAAACCUGCAUAGAAAAGAGUUAAGAACACAAAAUAAAUGGAUUUUCUAAGCCGUGGAAAAACACUAUCCUUAAGAUUUAUUCGCCAUAUUCGCAAAUUUUUCAGGAUAUAACAGGAAUUUCUUGAUUAAUUUCGUGGUAUUCAGAAUCUAGCAAGAUAAUCUUUGAGCAGAGUG
Molecule: messenger RNA, 4388 nt
Organism: Vigna unguiculata (cowpea)
Lineage: Eukaryota; Viridiplantae; Streptophyta; Magnoliopsida; Fabales; Fabaceae
Biological process (GO): defense response to other organism
Source: RefSeq, a predicted model, not a curated record